CGCCAACCAUGGCUCUUCAUCUUCACCGCCUGCCCCUCCUCCUCCUACUCGUGCUCACCACCCUCCUAUCCACCGCCUCCGCCACCCACUCGCCGGAGAGCACCACCGCGUGCAGCCACCACCGUUCCCCGACGGGCACCCCCACAGCCCACUUCCACCCCGUCCAUGGCGCGGCUCCUUCCAUGCAUCAAAACGAUCUCGAAACCUUGAGCCAGCCUGUGCUCGCCGUGGACUCCGCCGACGCCGACGCGCAUACAAUGGAGGCGGAGUUGCGGGCGUCGGCCCCUCCUGCUCUGCUCGUGCCACCCCAAGCCGCGGCGCCCUCACCGCCUCCCACGCCCGUCGCGCAGCCGGAUCUGGCGGCCUACCGUUCCGGUGCAACGCCGCCGCCGCGAGAGGGGUUAGCGACUGCUACGGCGACUACGCUACCUAACCAGAGUACGACAGCGAGGCCACCGCCUCCCGUCCAAGCCGGCGGCGCCGCUGGGGAGGUGGUGGUCUCCGACAGCGAGCAGGGGCUGCAUCAGCUCUCGAGGGCGCUUGCUUCGCUAGGGUACCAGGAGAUGGCGGCGGCGGCGGCAGCGCUCCUCGUCAACUCGCCGCCUCUCGCCAAGUGGCCCGGGCCGAUGACAGUCUUCGCCGCUCUCGACGCCUUCCUCCAGGCCUUCUGCCCCAUGUGCUCGCGCCGAGACCUCCUCGUCGACCACAUCGCCAUGGGCUACUACCCCUACUCCGAGCUCACGGUCGCUGCCAUGGUGAAGAUCCCCUCCGCCUCCGUCGACUUGUGCAUCAAGAUCGUUUUGGAAAGGGGCCCCUUCGCCACCGGCCACGCCAGGAUCUACGCGGACGACGUGGAGGUAUCGCACCCCGACCUCUACAACGACGGCCGCUACGUCGUCCAUGGGCUGGUCGGCUUCCUGCGCCCGCUCACGCACUCCUGCUUCCACGGCCCGCACCAUCGCCGCUCCCUUGCGGGGCGAUCUUCUGGUGGCACGCUGGUGCGCGAGGCUAUCGCCCGCCUACGCCGACGAGGCUUCGGCGUUGUGGCGAUCGCCCUCCGCCUCCAGUUCACAGAGCUUCAGAGGUUCGCGAAUCUUACGGUCUUCGCACUCAACGACCAGGCCAUUUUCGCCAGGGGAGGCCACGACUACGUCUCAGCGGUGCGCUUCCACAUUGUGCUCAAACAUCGUCUCACCCACGCCGAUCUACGUCGUCUCCGCCCCGGGACAAUUCUCCACACUCUGGCUGGCGAGGGCCAGAGCCUCAUCAUCACGCACGGUGCCGCCGAGGAUGUCUUCGUCAACUACAUACCCAUCAAGGAAGCAGACGUGGUGAUCAACUCUCGCAUUGCCGUGCAUGGCGUCCAGGAACCUUUGCCGCACCUCGACGGAGAGCUGCACAGCGGCGCCGGCGCGGCCGAGCCAAAUCUUAGGAAGGUGCAAAAGAGGUUCACGCUGCAUGCUUCACAGCGACCGGCAGAGCAAGGUUGGGCACGGGACCGCCGAGUGCCAUUGCAUUUGGCUGUUGUUGGGGCUGCGGUGGCGGCCAUGGCAGGUGCUGCCGCAGCGGGUAGCUGGUUUCGGUCGGUGAGAGGCAAGGAUGGCAAACGGAUUUAUCUUGCACAGGCCGCGAUGGAGGCAACAUACAAUGCCAAAUACGGGCGGAGAAACCUCAUUGCCGAGGUCGAGGAGCAGAAUGAGCGAUGUUGUGCAGUAUGCAAGGCAGAAGCCUUUGAUUGGAUCGCCACCUGCUGUAGUGUGAAGUAUUGCAGUUCAUGCCUGGGUGCAGCAUAUGUCAAGGGUCAUAAUGCGCUCUACGCACCAGGAUCAGAUGCAUCUCUGUUCAUCUUCUCCCAGGGUACUAUACAGAUAUACAUGUUGGUGUACGUUGAUGAUAUUGUGAUUGCUGGCUCUACCCCCGCCGUGGUGGAUCGUCUUGUGCAGUCGUUGUCUGCUAGCUUUCCCAUCAAAGAUUUGGGUCGCCUCGAGUACUUUCUUGGUUUGGAAGCGUCCUUUCAUUCAGGGGGCAUGACCUUGACGCAGAAAAAUGUGGUUGGGGCACUUCAGUAUUUGACCCUCACUCGUCCUGAUAUCUCCUUCGCAGUGAACAAAGUGUGUCAGUUCCUGUCUCAGCCAACGGUGGAUCAUUGGGAAGCAGUCAAGCGUAUUCUGAGAUAUGUCAAAGCAUCAGUUAGUGUUAAGCUGCAGGUUCAGUUGCUUGUAGGCUGGAAUAUUGUUCAGUUUGCUGAGUUUUGUUGUCAAGUCAUGCGUUUGUUUAGGCACGGAUGCCCUCAGUUUGGGAACAUGUGA
Messenger RNA from Triticum aestivum (bread wheat), 2309 nucleotides. RefSeq lists its product as uncharacterized. The record is from RefSeq and is a predicted model, not a curated record. The transcript is spliced from 4 exons. Lineage: Eukaryota; Viridiplantae; Streptophyta; Magnoliopsida; Poales; Poaceae. Bases 9 to 2309 code for a protein of 766 amino acids.